UUUUAUGAACUCGUGGGUUAAUUUCUAACGAACCUGCUAGUGCGCAUGCUCAGUGUACAGUGUGAUUACGAAAGUAAAUACAGGCGAUGCUGAAGGUAAAUUCCUCAUAACAGGGUCAAUCUAAUGCCAUAAUGGCCGGUGAAGAGGAACGUGACAAAAAGGGUUUCAAGGUGCUGGGUAUUCUGGACGUUCAAAACACACCUUGUGCCAGAGAGGCUCUUCUACAUGGAUCUGGGGGAUCCCUGGCUGCUGGCCUUUUGCACUUUUUGGCCACAAGUCGAGUGAAGCGGUCCUUUGACAUAGGUUUUGCAGGAUUCAUGCUUACCACACUGGGAUCAUGGUUCUACUGUAGAAUUACCAAUGCCAAGCUCCGUAUGCAGCAAAGGUUGAUCCAAGAUGGCAUCAAGAACAAGGUCAUGUAUGAAGGCACGAGUUUGGACACCGUCAGUAAACCAAAAGAGCAGGAGCCUUGCCCUUCAUGUCCUUGAGAUUAUUACAUGUUCCCGUUGUCAAAUCAUUGAUUCUUUCACACACCCUUGACUGCAGUUCACAAUGGCCACAGCCUUUAAAUGUUCUUCUAUUUAUCUGUCUUAUUGGAUCAUGUCAGGCAUGGUUUGUCUGACAGAUUUGUUAUUUCUAUGUAAAAUAUUCUGUAACAUGUUGUUUUUGUGCACAAUGGUGGAUCUAUUCAUAGUUAUUUAAGAGAUGAUUGGUUGUGCGCUGAAUAAAUAUUGAUUGACUUUCUGUACAGUGUUAUGCCUUUUGGUAGGCCAUCAUUGUAAACUAGAAUGUCUUUUAACUGACCUUGUUAAAUAAAAAUGAGUAUGUGUGGACUAAA
Messenger RNA from Oncorhynchus gorbuscha (pink salmon), 838 nucleotides. RefSeq names its product cytochrome c oxidase assembly protein COX20, mitochondrial. The coding region runs from base 132 to 488 and encodes 118 amino acids. The record is from RefSeq and is a predicted model, not a curated record. NCBI's taxonomy places the organism in Eukaryota, Metazoa, Chordata, Actinopteri, Salmoniformes, Salmonidae. Gene Ontology annotation, cellular component: mitochondrial inner membrane; mitochondrion. Gene Ontology annotation, biological process: mitochondrial respiratory chain complex IV assembly. The transcript has 4 exons.